CAAUUGCAAAAUAAUUUUAAUAAUCGUAAAGCUAAUAAGAAGGAACUGAAAACUAUUAACGUGUGAGAACAUUUAGAUUUCAUAUUUAAUGUUUGAAUUUAAAAUGAAAUAUCCUCAUCUAGCCUAGUUAAACUUUGUGUUUACAUAUUGGCAUUAUAUACAUUCAUAAUGAUGAAUAUAGUUUUGUAAUUUGGGCGUAUCUACAACAAUAGUUUGUCAUGACUUCGAUACUCGAUCAGUACGAGCAAGCUGCCCAGGUUUCGCAGCGCGCGAAACCUGUGGAGGAAACCAUGACUUCUUCAGGGUAUAUAAAUGUGCAACCGGAAGACAACACUCCAAUGUUUUCUAAACAAAAGAUGAACUUCAACCCGUCUGAUGUGAUCACUCAUGGAGCUGUCGCCAGCGACUACCUGGUGCUUGCUAUGGCUAACGGAAAUCUUUUUAGGAUGGACCUGAAAAUGCCAAACCAUCAUGAAGAAAUAAAAUAUACAAAAUAUAUUCAACCGAACACUAAGCUGACUGGUUUAUUUCUUGAUCCACUUGGCUUUCAUCUUCUUAUGGCAUUCGCACCAAGAACCAAAGACGGCAACCCAGAAUUAGUUUACCUUCACCGUAAGAGUUUAAAAUUGAAAUCUGUUACCAAAUCACGAUCUUAUGAGGUGACAGAAGUUGGGUGGAACAAUGAGAACACAUUUGAAAUCACAACUGGUCCGAUUUUACUGGGCACCUCUCAAGGUCACAUCAUUGAGACAGAAUUAGAAGCAGACAAUGACAAAAUGUUUACGGCCAACCAGCAGUAUUGGCGACAGAUCUUUGACAUCGGCCAAGGCACAGACAUGCCCAUCACCGGGAUCCAAUCACACCGCGUUGCCAACACUACUAAAUACUACAUCUUCAUCACAACCCCUACAAGAUUGUACCAGUUCAUGGGCAAUGCUGUGACCACGGACGGCAGGCCGAGCCUCCAGGCCCUCUUCUACCAGUACCUCACCAUGCCGGACACGGGCUUCCAAGAAAUACCGUCCACACUAAAAUACUCCAAACUGCAGUUCCAUUAUGACAGAGACGGGACGCCGAAGAGCUUCGCCUGGUUGACAGAGCCUGGCAUCUUUUAUGGACAAUUGGAUCCAACAUCGCAACAAAACUCUAACACUCUAUUUACUCAAGGCGAACUCAUAAAUUACCCUCCAGAAGACGGGCCCGAGUCGGAAUCCAAAGAUAAGGCGCCUCUGUCAUUCGUCCUUACAGAGUUCCACGCUCUGCUUAUGUACUCCGACAAGAUCCGAGCCGUCUCCCUUCUAAACCAAGAGUGUGUCUACGAAGACCGCUUCUCAGAGGCUCAUGGAAAACUCAAGAAUAUUAUCAAAGAUGUGAAAAGAAGAACCGUGUGGGCGAUUACUGAAAAGACAGUGUUCAGAUACAAAGUGGUCAAAGAAGAGAGGAAUGUCUGGAGGAUCUAUAUGGAGAAGGAACAAUUCGAUUUGGCUAAAGAGUAUUGUCAGCAGAAUCCCGUUUACGUGGAUAUUAUUAAUGUGAAACAAGCUGAACUACUCUUUUCUAAAGGAAAGUAUGAAGAGAGUGCUAUGGUCUAUGCUGACACUCAAAGCAGUUUCGAAACUAUAUGCCUGAAAUUCUUAGAGCAAGACCAGAUAUCUGCCUUACAAAUAUAUUUGUCCAAGCGAUUUGAUGCCUUAGAAGAUGACGAUAAGACUCUAAUUUCAAUGGUCGUUAUUUGGAUGACUGAGCUAUAUCUGUCUCAACUCGGUCUCCUAAGAAGGACAGGGAAGGAAAAUACAGACGAGUACAGCCGCAUACAAAGUGAUUUCGAUGUGUUUUUAGUGCACCCUAAAGUGUCGAAAUGUAUGCAGCAUGUUAAGAAGGUGAUAUAUGAUUUGAUGUCAUCUCACGGUGAUAAGCAGAAUUUGAUCAAGUUGACGUUGAUGAAUGAGGACUAUGAGAAUGUUGUGGCUCAGAAUAUAUACAGGAAGUCGUAUGUAGAAGCGUUGAAGACAUUGCAAGAGUUGAGGAAGCCGGAGUUGUUCUAUCAAUUCGCUCCGGUUCUGAUGGAGGAAGAUCCGAAGCGUACGGUGAACGCUUUGAUAUCUCAAGGUCCAAGACUGAUUCCGUCAAAGCUCCUUCCAGCGUUCCUAUCCUGUGAGAACGAUGAAGCCCACAUAUCCGAGAUCAUACGGUACCUCGAGUUCAUGGUUCAGAAUUACAACGUCAAAGACCGAGCUAUUCACAACUAUUUGCUGACUUUGUACUCGGAGCAUGAUCACCAAGCCUUGAUGAGGUAUCUGGACCGACAGGGCUCGGACGCUGUGUUGGUCAACUAUGAUGUACAUUAUGCUUUGAGACUGUGUCGCGAGAAGAACCUUACGGAAGCCUGCGUAAAACUGUCAGCUCUGCUGUCACUGUGGCAGGCUGCGGUGGAGCUGGCUCUUCAAGUGUCGCUGCCGCUCGCCAAGUCGGUGGCAGACCAGCCCGAAGACAUCCAGCUGCAACGAUCGUUGUGGCGACAUAUUGCGGAACACGUGAUCACCAAGAACCAAGACCUGGGUGAAGCGAUGAGCUUCCUCCACGAGUGUCCGCUCAUCAAGAUCGAGGAUCUGCUGCCGUUCUUCAGCGACGUGGUCACCAUAGACCACUUCAGGGAGCCCAUCUGUCAGUCAUUGCAGGAAUACAACAAUCAAAUCGAAGAAUUAAAAGCAGAGAUGGAAGAGGCCACGAAAUCCGCGGAAUUAGUGCGUUCCGAAAUCCAAUCGUUCCGCAACCGCAGCGUUCACGUGUCGGUGACGGACGAGUGCUGUCUGUGCGAGAUCACUUUGUUGCUGCGGCCGUUCUACCUGUUCCCGUGCGGGCACAAGUUCCACAGCGACUGUUUGCUGGCGGAGAUACAGCCUAUACUAGGCCCCGCUCGUCGCAACAAGCUUCAAGACAUCCAAACCCGCCUCUCGGUGUUGCCUGCCAUAGAGCUCAACACUAGGACUUCGAGCGGUCUACCCCUGAGGGAACUGCUGAAGAAUGAAAUAGACGAUAUAGUGGCUAGCGAGUGCUUGUAUUGUGGCGAGUAUAUGAUCAACUGUAUAGAUAAACCGUUUAUAUCUGAUGAAGAUUGGGAUAAAGUAAUGAAGGAAUGGGAGUAAGAUAAUCUUAGAUGAUAUCGUGACCAAUAAAAUAUACGGGACAAAUUAUACAGAAUGAGUUAGCCUCGUGUUACGAUACGAGUGAGUAGACUUGUGUUACGAGAUACUAACUCAACGAUACUAUAUUUAAUAAUAAAUACUUAUGUAUAUAGAUAAACAUCCAAGACCCAGGCCAAUCAGAAAAAAAAAAAUUCUCAUCAUUCCCUGACCGGGAUUCGAACCCGGGCCCUCUGGUGUCGCAGACAAGCGUACUACCGCUGCGCCACAGAGGCCGUUAUUGAGUUUCGAAAGUGGCCUAAGGGAAAGAAUUUUGCUUUGUAGGAAUCGUAAAUUUCGUACUGUGCAAAGGUUACAUAUGUAAAUACAUAGGUUUGUACGCGAAUUUGGGGCACCGAAAUAGAUUUUUUAUGAAGAUUUAAAAAGAUUGAUGAGCGCAUAUACAAACAAUGUCUCGUUUUAGUAAAGUCUUUGUGUAUAAAUUUGUAAUAGUCUAUCUAGUACUAGUGAAACUAGUAGGUCGCCGCGAACUAAGACCUCACACAGAAUUGUUUUUACGAAAUUGUGAAUACAUAUCUCACAACUACUUGGCCGAUUUUGAUGCCCUACAAACUAAAACGAUUCUAUUGACAGAUCCUACAUACAUUUUAAAUUUCAUCAAAAUCAGACCAAAGGUUUAUAGGUCGAUAGUUACCGCUCUAUAUCGAUAGGUUACAAACACUCAUAAUUAC
Amyelois transitella is the source of this 3874-nucleotide messenger RNA. It is a transcript of the gene dor, whose product is annotated as vacuolar protein sorting-associated protein 18 homolog. The record is from RefSeq and is a predicted model, not a curated record. Gene Ontology annotation, molecular function: protein-macromolecule adaptor activity. Bases 219 to 3146 code for a protein of 975 amino acids. NCBI's taxonomy places the organism in Eukaryota, Metazoa, Arthropoda, Insecta, Lepidoptera, Pyralidae. The transcript is spliced from 10 exons. Gene Ontology annotation, biological process: endosome organization; lysosome organization; endosome to lysosome transport. Gene Ontology annotation, cellular component: endosome; HOPS complex.